Molecule: messenger RNA, 2205 nt
Organism: Camelina sativa (false flax)
Lineage: Eukaryota; Viridiplantae; Streptophyta; Magnoliopsida; Brassicales; Brassicaceae
Source: RefSeq, a predicted model, not a curated record
UUCCUUCACCUCUUGAUAGUCUCAUAACAUAUUUCAUUUCCAUCUCUUUCAUCCUCAAACCAUAAUCAGUACUAACAUCAUACAUGCAACAAAGUGGAAAACAGGAAGAAAACAUCUCAAUUAGGAUCUCUCCGGUAUGAAGUUAACGAUAACAAUCACCACGUGCUUAGUACUUAGCUUGGUGUUGCUACUACUAUCAUCCUCCAACUUCUUCAACCGCCACAAGUCUGAUUUUACAUUCACUGCAGAUAACAAGAUCAUUCAUCUUUAUGGGUCAAUUUACUUCAGCAGAAACAAAAAUCUCACUCAUCUUCUCUCUCUCUGUCAUCUUCUUAAAAAAGGUUUUAAACAACCGAGGGAGAAACUGCUAGGAGGGCUUCUUGCUACAGAGUUUGAUGAGAAAUCUUGCUUGAGUAGGUAUCAUCACCCGUCUUUGCGCAAACCUUCACCAUACAAACCAUCUGGAUAUCUUGUUGCUAAGCUUAGAAGUUACGAGAGACUUCACAAGCAUUGGGGUCCUGGCACAAAGGCUUACAAGAGAGCUACAGAGCAGCUUGGUAACAACGAUGUAAGAAGCUCUGGUGAUCAUGAAUGUCGUUAUGUAGUGUGGAUGCCUAUGUUUGGGCUGGGAAACAGAAUGCUUUCUCUGGUCUCUGUCUUCCUCUAUGCUCUCUUGACAGAGAGAAUCGUGCUUGUUGACCAACGGAAUGAUAUUCCUGACCUCUUCUGCGAGCCUUUUCCAGAGACUUCCUGGCUACUUCCUCUAGAUUUUCCAUUGACGAAUCAGUUAGAUAGCUUCAACCAGAAGCACUCGCGUUGUUACGGAACAAUGUUGAAGAAUCAUGCCAUUAACUCAACCACAAUACCGUCACAUCUUUAUCUUGAUAUUUUCCAUGAUUCCAGGGAUCAUGAUAAAAUGUUCUUCUGUGAAGGAGAUCAAGCUUUACUUGGCAAAGUCCCUUGGCUUGUCGUCAAAUCCAACCUUUACUUUGUUCCAUCUCUAUGGUUGAUCCAAGGUUUCCAAGCCGAACUCAUUAAGCUAUUCCCACAGAAAGAUACCGUCUUUCACCAUUUGGCUCGGUAUCUUUUUCACCCAACAAACAAAGUCUGGGGUAUGAUCACAAGGUCCUACGAUGCUUACUUAUCUAGAGCAGACGAGAGACUUGGGAUUCAAAUACGAGUGUUUAGCAAACCCGCUGGAUAUUUCCAGCACGUGAUGGAUCAGAUCCUAUCCUGUACACAAAGAGAGAAACUUCUACCUGAAUUGGCCACACCAGAAUCACAAGUCACUAACACAUCAUCAACAAGCCCAAAGCUGAAAGCUGUGCUGAUCACAUCUCUGCAUCCAGAGUACUCUGAAAAACUACAGAACAUGUUUUUGGAAAGACCAAAUUGGUCAGGAGAGAUCAUUGAAGUUUAUCAGCCAAGUGGAGAAAAGGUUCAACAAACAGACAAGAAGGUUCAUGACCAAAAGGCGCUAGCCGAAAUCUAUCUCCUAAGCUUAACUGAUAAACUUGUCACAAGCACAAGGUCUACCUUUGGAUACGUAGCUCAAGGCCUUGGGGGAUUAAAGCCAUGGAUACUCUACGAACCAAGGAGCCGCAUAGCUCCUGAUCCACCAUGUGUUAGGGCCAUGUCGAUGGAGCCUUGCUUUCUUAGAGCUCCUCUCCAUGGUUGUCAAGCCAAGACAAUCAAAACCACCCCUUUUGUUAGGUAUUGUGAGGAUUGGACCACAGGCCUUAAGCUAGUUGAUGUCUACGAUGAAUUUUGAUAGUAACGCUCGCUUCAUCUUCUUUUGUUAUGUUCAUCAUUGGCUUUGGACUGUAUCUUGUACACAAAGAGAGAAACUGUUACCUGAAUUUAGAAUAACAACAAACUAACAUAUCAAGAACACCUAAACUUAAAGCUGUUCUGGUCACAUCUCUGAAUCCAGACUUACAAAGAUCGGAGCCUUGGGAUUUAAGGUAUUUGAUUACCCAGAUGAUUUAUAGGGUUUUUUUCGUAGAGAACUGUAACUGUUACUCUCCAUCUUCGUUGCCCUAAAUUUAUGUAACUUCAGCUUCGCAACAAUGAAGAGAUGGUAUCUUACAUCGCCGUAUUUCGAUUUCUCUCUGAUCUCGGUGAGAUUGCCGACUAAUUAAUUUCACUGACCGCGACGACGAUUUGCAAAAUCAGUGAGUCAGAUCGCGAGUCACUUUUUCGCUA